AUGUCAGUGACCGAGUCAGAGAAGUUGACCACUUAUACUCUGUUGAUGUCUGUUGACUAUGAGAGUGGCACGUUGGACUCGAAUGUUACCAAUCUCCAAUGGACAAAUGCAAAUGCUUCUGAUGCAGCCACUCUUGUGACACCAGGCUUCAAUGGCUCAAAUUAUGCCAUCGCACACAAGGUUGAGGUUGGCAACAGCGGCUACUUCUCCAACGACAAAUAUAGGAGUGAGAGCUCAACAAUCGAUAUCAGAAAUGCAGGCACAUACAAGCCGGGCGACGAACGUCGUUACGAGAUCUCAUUCAAACUGCACAACUGGAUCGAGGGGCCAUACGUCAGCAUAAUCUACCAGUCCAAGCUCAGUGGCGACUAUCCGGCAUGGUUUUUCGUUGUAUUCAACAACUCUAUUAGAUUCAGAGAGCGACAGCACAACAUCACCAAGUUCAUCGUCUCAGACUACCGCCCAAUUGUCGACAAAUGGAUCAGCCUCAGAGUCGACUGUCUUUGGGCUGAUGACCAGACUGGCUACCUCAAUGUCUCGGCCAUGCUGCCCGGAGACACUGACUACUCUUGGAACUGGUAUCAGGACAAAAUACAGACAUGGAGUCAAGAUGCCAACAUCUCAACUGGUUACACCAAAUGGGGAUUAUAUCUCCCGGAUGCUCAACCCAAUGUCGGUGACCCUUCAAAUACAAGAGUCAUCUAUCAUGACAACCUUAAGAUAUACCAAAUCAAUCAUACCGAAUCAACUACCUCCACAACAACAGGUGGUCCUUCCAACUCCAACCAAUUGAUACCGAGUUUGGUCACUAUACUUAUUCUUGUUGCCGCCAUCUUCGCACUUUAA
This is a messenger RNA of Acytostelium subglobosum LB1, 846 nucleotides long. RefSeq lists its product as hypothetical. The coding region runs from base 1 to 846 and encodes 281 amino acids. The record is from RefSeq and is a predicted model, not a curated record. NCBI's taxonomy places the organism in Eukaryota, Evosea, Eumycetozoa, Acytosteliales, Acytosteliaceae. The transcript has a single exon.